AGAGUUACAAAAAGUCCGGAGUGCCUGAGAGACACGUCAACCUCAAAUUCAUUUGAUGUUUCUGUUAAAAAGUGUAAAAGAAGAAAAUGUUCAUGACACCAGAAAACGAGUCAACUGUCUAUGUUUUCUUUACACUUAUUUUUCUUUUCUUCUGCCUGCUGCUGGUGGCUCCACCGACCGAGUUUGUAUCAGCAGGGAUCACCAUUCAAAACAUUUUAUCGAAUUUCCUGGGCAGUGAGCAGAUGAAUUUUGUGUACUACCACAUCAGAAGGACGACUGCCACACUUCUUGUACAUUCCCUGUUUCCGCUUGCUUACUACAUCACCUUGGGUUUAUUUUCACCUGAACUGGAACUAUUCUAUCCUUGGUUGAUUGGCUGGAAAGGUCAGAUAUUCCUAGCAUUCUCAUUAAUUCUCCCAACUGUGACAGGCCUGCUGUGUUUAUUUUGGUAUAGAGGCAAGUGGAAUAACCACCCAAUCUCCAGGCAGCUUUCAUACCUCGUCAAUGACUCUUCUUCAAGUUGGAGAUCAGUUGCAUCAUCCAUAGACGUUGAGUUUCGGAGGUUUGACAAAUUCACAACUGGACCCUAUGGGAGGAGACUUAUUGUGACAGAUGCAUGGAUCAUGAAAACUUCCACGUACUUUGUGAAUGUAGCUCAUCAACAGGACAUUCAUCUCACAUUGGCGGGGUCAGAGGAGCAUGAGAUAUCCUAUGAGAAUACCAUUCCAUCACAAUAUCUGCACAUUUCUGUGGGAGUUGUCAACCCACGUAUUGGUUCAUUUAAUGUCAGACUGAAUGCCACAGAGUUUGGAGACCUGAAAGAGAAGUUGCAAUCACCAGUGCGAAAUGCACGCAACAUCGUCAUCAAGCAGUCGUUGAGUGACCAGUUCCUGGACGCCUUCCGACAACAAGUGCACAGAAACCCCCCUUUUACUCCACCUCCUUCGAUGGAAGUGGAGGCAUGCAUCGGCUGUAUGCAGAUGCAGGCCAACGUCAAGCUGCAGAAGCUGUGUGACAACCCGACAGAGGGAAGCUGCGUCCAGUGCUUCUGUCGACCCAUGUGGUGUCUCGAGUGUAUGGGGAAGUGGUUUGCCAGUCGCCAGAACCAGAACGAACCGGAAACGUGGAUGAGCAGUUUGUCACCGUGUCCAACAUGCCGUUCGAAGUUUUGUGUAUUGGACGUCUGCAAGAUUGUUAGCUGAUGCUUUCCUGAGACAACAGACUUCUGUGAAGACUUGAGUACCUGAGAGACAUUUGUGUGCUGGACAUCUAAAGGUUCAAAUGUAUUCCUGCAUCCUUCUGUAUACUUCUGUUGUGAUCAAUACCUGGACCCAUUCAAUGUCUUAAUAUAAAAUUGGUAUUUGCCAAAUAAUAGGGCCCAUAACUUAGGUCAAGGCACUUCACGAGACCUUAGUACUUCUGAUGACAAACAACGUUUCAUACCUUUUCGAAUGGUCUCAUGGUUGUCAGUUGAAUAACAAAUUUCCAAUCUAACCAUUCCCAAAUUAGCCAACUAUUAUGACUGUCAACAGCUGUGACAGCCAAGCAUGGUUGUACACUAGGUCCGGUAUAGUAAAGUCAUAUGCCAAUUUAGCACCAGAACUGGUUCUUGAAUAUACGCUUGUCACCGGAAAUCUGGUAACGGAAGUAAGCUGGGCCCUGUCUCGCAUAUAACAAGUUGGGGCGUGCAAAGGGUGUCGUGAACCAGCUCAGUACCGAAAGUCCGCCUCACG
Haliotis rubra (blacklip abalone) is the source of this 1733-nucleotide messenger RNA. RefSeq names its product E3 ubiquitin-protein ligase TM129-like. Gene Ontology annotation, cellular component: endoplasmic reticulum; membrane. Gene Ontology annotation, biological process: protein ubiquitination. Gene Ontology annotation, molecular function: ubiquitin protein ligase activity. The record is from RefSeq and is a predicted model, not a curated record. NCBI's taxonomy places the organism in Eukaryota, Metazoa, Mollusca, Gastropoda, Lepetellida, Haliotidae. The transcript has 4 exons. Bases 87 to 1202 code for a protein of 371 amino acids.